AUGUAUCGGACUGCAUCUCGGACUUGUACCGGCAUUGUCAAGCUGUUAUUUACAAUACCGGACCUUGCUACUAUCCUAGUAGCAACCAGCAAGACGAAUACUAAGACCAACAGUGAAGUUGAAGACAUCACUAUCAUCCAGGGGACAUUGGAUGCCGUGCCCGCAGUCUCCGACCUUCUAGAUACCGCAGUGCAAUGGCUAGUCUCCCACAACAGAGCGGGACAGUGGGAAGCAGCGCCGUUCUCCGAGAAUUCAGAUCGCGUCGAGCAGUUCCGGGAAUUUGCAACUACUGGCCAUGGCCUUUGGCUUGCUGUUAGGGGUACGGAUACCAUGCCCGGAGAAGCUCCGAUGGACAUCGUCGGGGCAUUUGCUCUUGGAGAUAGGUCGCCCUAUGUAUCCCCUGUAUCUGAGCCGGAGCUUUACGUGCGAUUACUAAUUACGGAUAAUCAGAUCGGCAGACGCCUCUUAGACCAUGCCCGUGAUCUUGCCCGCAAGGCUGGAGUCUCAUUGCUGCGAGUAGAUUGCUACGCAGGUGGCGACGGCAAGUUGGUCCGAUACUAUGAGUUCCAAGGGUCUCAAAAAUUUAAGGGUUUGAACAGGAAAGACGAAUGGCCUUAUCAAGUGCUUGCUCAACGCACACUGAUAUCUAACAUCUGCUUCCACCAGGCUUGCAUUUCUACCGCCACCAUCGAGUCCAGGCCGAGUUGCGCAAGCGGCAGAGAUAUAUUAAUCUCAUCAUCUACAGACCGCAGUACCAAGUCCAGGAGCUUCUUCCUUAUCCCCUGCGCUAACAAGGCAACUGACUGGGGUGUGUUAAGCAUUUCUGGGCUGGCCUUGGCUGCGCUCAGAAAUUAUCACAAACCGUUGCUGGAGGCAGUCGUAUUGCCUUGGCUACGGAUAUUAUGA
Molecule: messenger RNA, 906 nt
Organism: Aspergillus niger
Lineage: Eukaryota; Fungi; Ascomycota; Eurotiomycetes; Eurotiales; Aspergillaceae
Exons: 3
Coding region: 1-906 (301 amino acids)
Source: RefSeq, a predicted model, not a curated record